AUGCCGCUCAUUCACAGCAUCAUUGGACUGCUAGACCCCUGGAAAGCAACAACCAUAAUUCUCCUUGUUCUAAAUUUGAAAUGCUUGCCAUUUGUAUGGCAUUAUCGCAUCUUCAGCCCCAUUAUCCGAGCAGCAUGUCGGCACAAGUUGGGCGUCCGACACCCAGUACAGCCGUUGAACGAUCACGCAGAUGUCACCGUUAAUGCUAGCAAGGGAACUCCCACGGUCUUCCUGCCUUUCAUCACCACCACCCAUGCCCCGUUACUCGAAUGCGACUACAACUUGCACAAGUCCAACAGUACAUACUUCACAGACCUUGACGCAAGCCGUUCGCAUCUCCUCUCAACCCUGUGCUACUCGGGGCUUCGAGCCGUCGAUCACGAGCUCAUAGCCGAAGGGAAAGCCGGUAUGCUAGCGGCGAUCAUUGGAUCUGUGACCACCAGCUUCAAGCGCGAGAUCCCCAUGUUCCGACAGUACGAGGUGUGGUCGCGAAUCCUGACAUGGGAUCAGAAGUGGCUGUACAUCGUUACGCACUUUGUGCAGAAGGGCAGUAUCAAACCGGGGCGGUUUGUCGCAGGAUCUGCUCCGCAUAUGGGGCGGGACACUGCCGGACAGUCGCCAGAGAACAUCCACCAGCACCAGCAGCCGCAGCAGAAGCAGAAGCCUGCUUUCGUCUACGCGACCUCCGUGUCUAAGUAUGUCUUUAAGAAAGGGCGGAUGACGAUUCCUCCGGAGCGAAUUUUACGUGCCUCUGGUCUGGUCCAUCAGGCGUUAGAUAAUGAUGUAGAUUUGGGUAUCUCGAUACCGAGAUUCCGGUACAGUGGCGAACCUGAUGGGUCCUUGAAUGUGAUAGAGAAGCAGCGCCUACGCGGCCUACAGUUUGCGGACGCUUGGGCAAAAUUGGAUGUCCUGCAUGACGAGUUGCUUACAACGAACGAAGAAAUCGAUGAGGUCGUAGCAGUUGGACAGUGCGGUGAUAUAGCAGGCCUCGUGCAUUGUUGA
This is a messenger RNA of Aspergillus versicolor CBS 583.65, 1002 nucleotides long. Its product is annotated as thioesterase family protein. The record is from RefSeq and is a predicted model, not a curated record. Bases 1 to 1002 code for a protein of 333 amino acids. NCBI's taxonomy places the organism in Eukaryota, Fungi, Ascomycota, Eurotiomycetes, Eurotiales, Aspergillaceae. The transcript is spliced from 3 exons.